Messenger RNA from Hipposideros armiger (great roundleaf bat), 10175 nucleotides. RefSeq names its product otogelin (gene OTOG). Gene Ontology annotation, biological process: L-arabinose metabolic process. Bases 72 to 8804 code for a protein of 2910 amino acids. Lineage: Eukaryota; Metazoa; Chordata; Mammalia; Chiroptera; Hipposideridae. The transcript is spliced from 56 exons. Gene Ontology annotation, cellular component: extracellular matrix. Gene Ontology annotation, molecular function: protein binding; alpha-L-arabinofuranosidase activity. The record is from RefSeq and is a predicted model, not a curated record.
CCUAGCCUUCACCCGGAGAGUCACUCGGGACCCCGGGCCCCGCUCAGCCUUCCCAGUACCCGCGAGCCCCUAUGGGGGCCCUGGCCCCGUGCGACCCCGCACCCGCGCUCUGUCUGCUACUCGUUUGCGUCUGGGUGUCUCGAGCCUCAGCACCCACAUCACCGACCAAUGCAGAGCAGCAACCUGAGCCAGCCCUGGAUCCCAGCCGCAGCCAUCAGGAGGUGACCCUUGCCAUAGGAGAUGCGACAGCAAUGAUGGGUGGUCAGGAGGCUGAAGCUCUGGACUCCUUGGCCAUGUCUUCCUGGGAAAGGCGGCUCCAUCGGGCCAAAUGUGCACCAUCUUACGUGUUCUCCUGCUUCAACGGGGGUGAGUGUGUGCACCCAAACUUCUGUGACUGCAGACGCUUCAAUGCCACUGGACCUCGCUGCCAGAUGGUGUACAAUGCCGGCCCUGAGAGGGACAGCAUCUGCCGGGCGUGGGGACAGCACCACGUGGAAACAUUUGAUGGCCUCUACUACUACCUCUCUGGGAAGGGCAGCUACACACUGGUGGGGAGCCAUGAACCCGAGGGGCAGACCUUCUCAGUCCAGGUGCACAACGACCCGCAGUGCGGCUCCUCCCCCUACUCCUGCUCCAGGUCUGUCAGCCUCUUCUUUGCGGGUGAGCAGGAGCUACGUCUGGCCAAGGAGGUCACCCACGGAGGAGUGAGGGUCCAACUGCCCCAUGCGAUGGGGAGUGUGCGUCUGCAGCAGCUUGCUGGCUACGUCCUCGUGCGGCACCAGUCAGCCUUCACACUGGCCUGGGAUGGCGCUUCGGCUGUCUACAUCAAGAUGAGCCCGGAGUUCCUGGGCUGGACCCAUGGGCUGUGUGGGAACAACAAUGCUGACCCUCAGGAUGACCUGCUGACCAGCUAUGGAAAGCUGACGGACGAUGUGGCUGAGUUUGUGCACAGCUGGCAGGAGCUGGCCCCCAACCAGCCUCCAGGGCCCAUAACCUCCUCCCUGCCUCUCCCACCGUGCCUGCAGCAGAGCCUGGGAACCAUGCAGGGUGUGUAUGGCCGGUGUGAGGCACUGCUGCGGCCCCCCUUUGAUGCCUGCCAUGCCUACGUCAGCCCUCUGCCCUUCACAGCCAGCUGUACCAGCGAUCUCUGCCAAUCAGUGGGUGAUGAAGCCAUCUGGUGCCGGGCACUAGCGGAGUAUGCCCGGGCAUGUGCCCAGGCGGGGCGGCCCCUGCAGGGCUGGAGGACUCAGCUUCAGCAAUGCACUGUGCACUGCAAGGAGAAGGCCUUUAUCUACAACGAGUGCAUUGCCUGCUGCCCCGCCUCCUGCCAGUCCCGGGUGUCCUGUGUGGACAGUGAGAUCGCCUGUGUAGACGGCUGCUACUGCCCUGACGGGCUGAUCUUCGAGGAUGGGGGCUGUGUGGCACCAGCUGAGUGUCCCUGUGAGUUCCACGGGACCCUGUACCCAACUGGCUCUGUGGUGAAAGAAGACUGCAAUGCCUGCACAUGCACUGCGGGCAAGUGGGUGUGCAGCACAUCUGUCUGCCCAGCCGAGUGUUCAGUGACUGGCGACAUCCACUUCACCACCUUUGAUGGCCGCCGGUACACCUUCCCCGCCACGUGUCAGUACAUCCUGGCCAAGAGCCGCUCCUCAGGCACCUUCACAGUGACACUGCAGAACGCCCCCUGUGGCCUGAACCAGGAUGGAGUUUGUGUCCAGUCAGUGUCAGUGAUUCUGCAUCAGGACCCUCGGAGACAGGUGACCCUGACCCAAGCGGGGGAUGUCCUUCUGUUUGACCAGUACAAGGUCACCCCACCCUACACUGACGAUGCCUUUGAGAUCCGGAGGCUGUCCUCCGUGUUCCUGCGCGUGCGGACCAACGUGGGUGUGCGGGUGCUCUACGACCGCGAAGGCCUGCGGCUCUACCUGCAGGUGGACCAGAGAUGGGUGGAGGAUACCGUGGGCCUCUGUGGCACCUUCAACGGCAACACGCAGGAUGACUUCCUGUCCCCGGUGGGUGUGCCCGAGAGCACCCCACAACUCUUUGGCAAUUCUUGGAAAACACUGUCUGCUUGCUCCUCGCUGGUCCCUGGCUCUGCACUGGACCCCUGUGAUGUGCACCUGCAAGCUGCCUCCUUUGCGGUGCAGUCCUGCAGCGUGCUCACAGGGGAGCUGUUUGCGCCCUGCUCUGUGUACCUGAGCCCUGUGCCCUACUUUGAGCAGUGCCGCCGGGACGUCUGCCGCUGUGGGCAGCCCUGCCUGUGUGCCACGCUGGCCCACUAUGCCCACCUGUGCCGGCGCCACGGGCUCCCCAUUGACUUCCGUGCCCGCCUGCCAGCCUGUGCUCUGUCCUGUGAGGCCACCAAGGAGUAUAGUCCCUGCGUGGCCCCAUGUGGACAAACCUGCCAGGACCUGGCUAGCCCUGAGGCCUGUGGGGUUAAUGAUGGUGGUGACCUCAGCGAGGAUGAGUGUGUGGAGGGCUGUGCCUGCCCACCGAACACCUAUCUGGACACCCAGGCUGACCUCUGUGUCCCCAGGAACCAGUGCUCCUGCCACUUUCAAGGAGUGGACUAUCCACCUGGAGACAGUGACAUCCCAUCCCUGGGCCACUGCCACUGCAAAGAUGGAGUCAUGAGCUGCGAUAGCAGAGCCCCAGCCACUGCCUGCCCCGAGGGCCAGGUCUUCGUGAACUGCAGUGACCUGCACAGUGACCCGGAGCUGAGCAGAGAGAGAACGUGUGAGCAGCAGCUGCUGAACCUGAGUGUGCCAGCCCGUGGCCCUUGCCUCUCAGGCUGUGCCUGUCCCCAAGGCCUACUCAGACAUGGGGAUGCGUGUUUUCUGCCGGAGGAGUGCCCAUGCACUUGGAAGGGGAAGGAGUAUUUCCCUGGGGACCAGGUCAUGUCUCCCUGCCAUACCUGUGUGUGCCAGCGAGGCUCGUUCCAGUGCACUCUCCACCCCUGCGCCUCCACCUGCACAGCCUACGGCGACCGGCAUUACCGCACAUUUGAUGGGCUCCCGUUCGACUUCGUGGGUGCGUGCAAAGUGCACCUGGUCAAGAGCACAUCUGAUUUCAGCUUCUCCGUGAUUGUAGAAAAUGUCAACUGCUACAGCUCUGGCAUCAUCUGCAGGAAAUUUAUUUCCAUCCAUGUUGGGAACUCACUCAUCAUCUUUGAUGACGACUCAGGAAAUCCCAGUCCUGAAAGCUUCCUGGAUGAGAAGCAGGAGGUCCACACCUGGCGAGCAGGAUUUUUCACACUGGUGCAUUUCCCACGGGAGCACAUCACCCUCUUAUGGGACCAGAGGACCACCGUGCACAUCCAGGCUGGGCCACAGUGGCAGGGCCACUUGGCAGGACUCUGUGGGAACUUUGACUUAAAAACCAUCAAUGAGAUGAGGACCCCGGAGAACUUAGAGUUAACGAACCCGCAGGAGUUUGGCAGCAGUUGGGCUGCAGUCGAGUGUCCAGACAGCCUUGAUCCCCAGGACACGUGUGUCCUGAAUCCUCUCCGAGAACCAUUUGCCAAAAAGGAGUGCAGCAUCCUGCUCAGUGAAGUCUUUGAGACCUGCCACCCUGUGGUCGAUGUCACUUGGUUUUACUCAAACUGCCUGACAGACACAUGUGGGUGCAGCCGAGGCGGUGACUGUGAGUGUUUUUGUGCCAGUGUGUCCGCCUAUGCCCACCAGUGCUGCCAGCAUGGGGUGGCCAUCGACUGGAGGACACCACGCCUCUGCCCAUACGACUGUGACUUCUUUAACAAAGCACUAGGUAAGGGCCCCUACCAGCUGGCCAGCCAGGCAGCUGGCAGUACCCUGGUGUCCAUGCAGGCGGCAGGCGGUGCCAUGGUCCUCGCGCGUGCAGAAGACGUGAUGCCGGGGGACAUUGUGAACUUCCUGCUGACGGCUGCACUGUACAAGGCCAAGGCCCACGACCCAGAUGUCGUAUCCCUGGAGGCAGCGGACAGACCCAACUUCUUCCUCCACAUCACAGCCAAUGGGUCUCUGGAGCUGGCCAAGUGGCAGGGCAGCGAUGCCUUCCACCGCCAGGCCUCCUUUGUGCUGCAUCAGGGGACAUGGCGGACAGGCCUGGUGGCCCUGGAGUCCCUGGCAGAGCCUGGGUCCUUCCUUUAUGUGUCGGGCCCCAUGCUGGCCCUGCGGCCAUACGAACACACGGAGAUGUUCCGCUGGGGCACGCUCUUCCGCCUUCUGGAUGCCAAGUCAUCGGGGACUGCCUACCCCAUCUGCGAGUGGCGCUAUGAUGCCUGUGCCAGCCCCUGCUUCCAAACCUGCCGGGAUCCACAGGCAGCCAGCUGCCAGGAUGUGCCCAGGGUAGAAGGCUGCGUGCCUGCAUGCCCCACCCCCAAGGUCCUGGAUGAAGUCACACAGAGAUGUGUCUACUUGGAAGACUGUGUGGAGCCAGCGGUUUUGGUUCCUACAGAGGCCCUUGGCAAUGAGACCCUGCCUCCCAGUCAAGUGCUGCCCACCCCCAGUGACCAGGAGCUACAGUUUCCACAGGACACUCCUGGGGUUCCCUCCUACAGGCCAGCACUCACCCCAGCCUUCCCACUCACCACGUCCCUGAACCCAUCCAUGGCAGCCACUGAGGGGCCAACGCUGCCUCCAGGCCCCUCCCAGGCCACACUGCAGCAGCCGCUGGGGGUCACUACAUCUAACCUCCCUGAGUACCCCACACAGACCCCGGCCAGCAAGGGAGUGGCUGCCAGCCAACUGACUACCCCCCAGACACCAGGGUCCUCGUCUCGCCCUCUUUCACAGCAGGUGCCUAUGCCUGGCAUGGGGUUGGGUGCCAUGCAGACGACCAGGGUACCGGUGACCUUUGCAGGAAGUCCCAACAUCACAGUCUCCUCCCAGUCACCCCCGGUACCUCGCUUCCCACUCAUGACCAAAGCGGUGACAGUGCCAGGCCCUGACUCCGUGCCUGUUAAGACAACACCCUUACAGGCCUCCCCAGGCCUGGAAUCGCCUGCAAGCGCCCCCUCCAGGCCUGAGGCUUCUCCUGCAGUGACCUCCAGGCUCCCCGCUUCCUCCGAAUCCCAUGAGGCUUUGAUGACACCUGCAAUAACGACGAAGGUCACGACCAGGACAGGGAUCCCUGAACCCAUACAGGCUCAUGGCAUGUCCAGCCCAAGCAGCCCCACAACUGAGGCUAGAACAGCAGUAGAGCAGGUUCCUGUCAGUCCCAUGGUGACAGAGGGCAUGGAGAUGGUGCCAUCCACAGAGAAGGUCCAGCCUGGGCCCAGCCGGCCCACGAGCCUGCCUCCUUCUCCACUUCCUGGCCCGCUCCCCACUGCCAUGCCCCACCCCACCGGGCACACCACCACAGCUGCCAGGUCUCCAGCUACCACCAGCUUGUCCACAGUUGCUCGCGGGCUGGCGGCCACGCCCUUCAUGUCUCUGGAGUCAACUCGGCCAUCACAGCUCCUCUCUGGUCUGCCUCCUGACACCAGCCUGCCUCUGGCCAAAGUGGGCACGUCUGCCCCAGUGGCCACGCCUGGCCCCAAGGGCUCUGUCAUCACCCCUCCACUCCAGCAACAGGCCACAUCUCUUGCCACGGCCAUGACUGCAUCUGCUCAGACACUCCGUCCAGCCCUGCCUCUCACCCCAGCUGUCGUGGCCCAGGUGCACCCUCCCAGUCACACAGGCCCUCAGGCAACCGGCACAGCUCCAAGCCUGCUUCUGGGAACCACAUUGCCAACCUCUGGAGUUGUGGCCGUGGCUGAGGGGGUGGCCUCCACAGUAUCCGUUGCCCCACGAAAGAGCACUACAGAGAAGAUGGCCAUCCUGUCCAAGCAAGUGUCUCUGCCCCCCUUGUUACAGGGCUCUGCCCAGGGGAGGCCCACAGAGCUCACGCCUGCUGUGACCCAUACUCUCGCUACCUUGGUGACUAAGGCCGAGAGCCCCUGGGUCGGCACAGUGCCACCAGUGCCCACAUCCUAUCCCCUGAGCCCUGUCUCUGCCAGGACUGCCUCCCGAGAGAGUUCACUGGUGCUGCUCCCUCAGUUGGCCGAGGCCCAUGGAACCUCAGCAGGACCUCAGCCCCCAGCAGAGCCUGUGAGAGAGGCCACCACCGUGCAGUCUGGGCGCUCGGCCGCAGUCCCAAGCAUCUCACAGCCUUCAGCCGAGGCCUUGGCAACCACCGCUGAAGCCAAUGCAUCUGCCCUGUGUGUUCCAAUUGCAGAGGAGGACUGCGUCCGCCACAUCUGCCUGGAGGGCCAGCUGAUCCGUGUGAACCAGUCCCAGAAUUGUCCCCAGGACGUCACGCCCCUUCGCUGUGGGGUCCUGGGCCUUGCAGUGAGAGUGGGUGGGGACCGCUGCUGCCCCUUCUGGGAGUGUGCCUGCCGAUGCUCAAUCUUCCCCGAUCUGAGCUUUGUGACCUUUGAUGGGAGCCAUGCAGCCCUGUUCAAGGAGGCCAUCUACAUCCUCAGCCAGAGCCCUGAUGAAAUGGUCACCGUCCAUGUCCUCGACUGCAAAAGUGCCAACCUGGGGCACCUGAACUGGCCCCCGUUCUGUGUGGUAUUGCUGAAUGUGACGCACUUGACUCGCCAGGUCAUCAUUGACCGCUUCAACCGGAAGGUGACCGUGGAUUCCCAGCCUGUGUGGCCCCCCAUGAGCAGAUAUGGGUUCAGAAUUGAGGACACGGGCCACAUGUAUGUGAUCCGGACGCCGUCACACAUCCAGAUCCAGUGGCUCCACAGCUCAGGACUCAUGAUCCUGGAGGCCAACAAAGCCAGCGAGGCCCAGGGCCGGGGCCUGUGUGGUAUCUGUGAUGGGGAUGCAGCCAAUGACCUCACCCUGGAGGAUGGUUCUGUGGUGGGUGAAGAUGAGGACCCUGCUCCCUUUCUGGACAGCUGGCAGGUGCCCAGCUCUCUGACCUCGGUGGGCCAGACCCGAUUCCGCCCAGACAGCUGUGCCACAGCUGACUGCUCCCCUUGUCUUCGCAUGGUGUACAACCGCACCUUCAGCGCCUGCCACCACUUUGUCGCACCAGAGUCGUUCUGUGAGCUGUGGAUCCGGGACACCAAGUACGUGCAGCAGCCCUGCGUGGCACUGACUGUGUACGUGGCGAUGUGCCACAAGUUCCACGUGUGUAUCGAGUGGCGGCGUUCCGACUACUGCCCCUUCCUGUGCUCCAGCGACUCCACCUAUCAGGCAUGUGUGGCAGCCUGCGAGCCCCCCGAGACAUGCCAGGAUGGGCUGCUGGGCCCGCUGGACCCGGAGCAGUGCCAGGUGCUGGGAGAGGGCUGCGUCUGCUCUGAGGGUACCAUCUUGCACCGGCGCCACUCGGCACUCUGCAUUCCUGAGGAGAAGUGCGCCUGCACUGACAGCACAGGGGUGCCACGGGCCCUGGGGGAGACCUGGAAUAGCUCCCUCAGCGGAUGCUGCCAGCACCAGUGCCAAGCUCAGGACACCAUCGUCCCAGUGGAGCUGGACUGCCCAGUCACCCGCCCUGAGAGCUGCCCACGCUUUGGGGAGGUGGUCCUCCUCCUGCCCACCGAGGAUCCCUGCUGCCUGGGGGCUGCAUGUGUGUGUAACCAUUCUCUGUGUGAGGGCCUCGCCCCGACCUGCCGCCCCGGCCACCGACUCCUCACCCACUUCCAGGAGGACUCCUGCUGCCCCAGCUACAGCUGUGAGUGUGACCCAGACCAGUGUGAGGCAGUGGUGGUCCCCAGCUGCCGCCAGGACCAGAUCCUGAUCGCUGGCCGCCUGGGGGAGUCGUGCUGCACCGUCUACUUCUGCGCCUGUGGCGACUGUCCAGAUCCUAUCCCCGAGUGUCAGGAAGGGGAGGCCCUGACCGUGGACAAGAACACCACGGAGCUCUGCUGCCCUCUGUACCAGUGUGUAUGUGAGAGCUUCCGCUGCCCCCAAGUGCAGUGUGGCAUGGGCACUGCCCUGGUGGAGGUGUGGAGCCCAGACCGCUGCUGCCCCUACAAGUCCUGUGAGUGUGACUGUGACACAAUCCCAGUGCCCCGGUGCCAUCUGUGGGAGAAGUCCCAGCUGGAUGAGGAGUUCAUGCAUAGCAUGGAGAACGUGUGUGGCUGCGCCAAAUAUGAGUGUGUGAAGGCCCCUGUAUGUCUGAGCCGAGAGCUGGGCGUGAUGCAGCCGGGCCAGACCGUGGUGGAGCUCUCAGCAGAUGGCGUGUGCCACACCUCCCACUGUACCGACCAGCUGGAUCCUCUCACCGGCUUCUACCAGAUCAACUCCACCUCUGUGUUGUGUGAUGUCCACUGCGAAGCGAACCAGGAGUAUGAGCACCCGCGUGACCUGGCGGCCUGCUGCGGCUCCUGCAGGAAUGUGUCCUGCCUCUUCACUUUCCCCAAUGGCACCACCUCCCUGUUCUUGCCCGGGGCGUCUUGGAUUGCUGAAUGCGCCCGCCACCACUGCAGCAACACUCCCCUGGGCGCUGUGCUUGUCCGCUCACCCAUCAGCUGCCCACCGCUCAAUGAGACUGAGUGUGCCAAGGUUGGGGGCUCAGUGGUACCUUCCUUGGAAGGAUGCUGCAGGACAUGUAAAGAGGAUGGGCGCUCCUGCAAAAAGGUGACCAUCCGCAUGACCAUCCGCAAGAACGAAUGCAGGAGCAACACCCCUGUGAACCUAGUGUCCUGUGAUGGGAGGUGCCCAUCUGCCAGCAUCUACAACUACAACAUCAACACCUAUGCCCGCUUCUGCAAGUGCUGCCGCGAGGUGGGCCUGCAGCGGCGCUCCGUGCAGCUUUUCUGUGCCAUCAACGCCACCUGGGUGCCCUACACAGUGCAGGAACCCAUCGACUGUGCCUGCCAGUGGUCCUGAGGCCUGGGGCUGGGCUGGGGCUGGCUGGACCACCUCUGCCACCCCCACGUUCUACUUCCAGCUGGCCCAAUGUGCAUGUGGCGGGGGAGGGUGCAGGGGGGCAGUAAAGGUCUGGAGAGCUGGUACGUGCUGAGCAUGGUAUGGCAGGCACACAGAGAGAGUGACCAGAACAGGCUACACCUGGCCAUCCUGGCUCACUCUCUGGGCUCCCCCUCCUUCACACUUGGGAAGCUGCCACAGCUGAGGGCUUGGAGAACUCAACUCUGUCCCUGGCUUGAGGUCUAGAAUAGGCCCUAGAUCAAGGGCAGCAGUCCCCGCACAUCUCUGGCUGCAAUGCUUUGGUGGAGGGGUUGAGAGCUUUCCAGAGAAGCCAGGACCAGAGCUAGACCCAAUGCCAAGUGCAGGGUCAGGAUGUGACGGUCCCUUCUCUUUCUUGGCCCUUUUGACCACGGGAGACCCACAGACACAGUAAAAGAAAAGGGGGCUUUAAUUGCAACAUGCAGGCCUGCAGGUAGUCACCCAGAAGGAAUUCCCAAAAGCAAAAAGGGUGGGUUCCUGGGCUCAGUCUCACCGACAUCUGUGAGGUCAGGUCCAGAAACUGAGGAGUGGGCUUGGUGGUGUUCAAGUUCCCUGAGCCCCAAGAAGGGUGCCCUGGAGUUCCGUAAUUGACAUUGUGAUUCAGGAGCGAUUUAGCAGAGCAGGCCCAUGCCUGCUCCAUACCAUCCCCAGAGCCAGCCUUCCUGCUAGGUGGGCUGGCUCUUGUGAGGUGGUGACGGGAGGGAAUGCCUUCCUCAGCGAGGGUCCAGCACAACUCCUCUCAGUGUUGGUGGACACUCCAAGGGCCGUAGGUGGUUUAAUGGGUACCUUCAGGGUGGCUCCUGGCUUUGCAAUGGACUUUUCUCCAAGAACAUAGCAGAGCUGGUCUCUGGAGGUGCCUCAGUGUGGGUUUUGUGGUCCAGCCAGUUCCCAGCUCACUGCUUCCUGGGACUGUUCAGCAGGAGAGCAUCUGCCAGUGGAAAACACAGGCCCUGUGUGUGUGCAGCCUGAGUCUCUGAGCAUCUGUCAGAACCUUGUCUCUGAACCAGAGUGUCUUUCCUAAAGCCAAGCCCAGGGCCCCCUGCCACCCUGCUCUGCAGGUGCCCCCCACACCAUGCCCCUUUGUGCUGCUGGGCCAAAGAGCAUGAACAUGAGGUUCAGGCCCCAGCACUGCCCUGUAUGUCUGGAGACAUGUGGCUGCCCUAGUAUCCUUAGGGUUGGGGUUAGGGGCCUGUGCCAGCAUGGUCCCAGCUGUUCUUGCAGCCUCUUUGUGCCUGUACCUAUUCUGUUUAUAUAUCCAAUAAACCAUGGGAAGACACUGAGCCUUAGAGCAUC